AAACAAAGUACUUGUUUUUUGUUUUCCAAUAUAAUUGUCGUAUAUUGGACACAAGACACUCGUCCCUAUGAGAGUUUUUAAGAAACAGCAGACGAAAGUCAAGUCCUUUUUCCGCAGCGAGGACAUGGAUUUGUGCCAACUGGUGCUGCACACGGAAAAUGCCUUCGAUUGCCUCAUAGAGCUGGGACACCAUGGAGCAGUGCAGUUCAACAAUGUCUACGAUGAGGACCGAUUGCUGAACAACCUCUACUCCAAAAAAGUGACGCAGUGCUAUGAGCUACUGCGCAUCGUGGACAGCCUGCACACCUACAUCGUCCAAUUGCAUGUGAACGAGAUAUUCUAUCCGGAUGUCGAUCGAGAGAAUCGGCUGAAGGAGAAGGAUCUGGCCAAGUAUAGUGAUAGUCUGAAACGCAUCCAUGUGGAGGCCAGCGCCGUGACGGAGCACUACUACCGACUGGACAGUCGUCGAAAUCGCAUGAUGGAGCACAGCUUCGCUUUGAACAAGGCCAACAAGUAUAUGGUUUCCGACAUGGGCAGUGAACUGCUCUAUUCGGAGAGCACUGUGAUUGGCUUGGUUCAGGAUGCCACGACCACCUCUGGAGCUUAUCCGGCUCAUCUGAACUAUAUGAUCGGCUGCAUCCGAGCUGAUAAGUUCUAUAGCUUUGAGCUGCUGCUCUACCGCUUGUGCUCCUUCAACCUAAUCAUACGAUUUGCCGAAAUGCCUAGUCCGGUCUACGAAUAUCAUUAUGGCUAUAAGCCGGAAAGGGUGCGAAAGUUUGCAAUUCUCAUGAUGGCCAGCUCAACGAUGAUCUGGCCCAAGGUGCUCAAGAUAUGUGCUCUCUAUCAUGUUAAUAUCUACGAUUGCCCUAGUUCUGCCAGCCAGAGGGAGGAUAAGGUCAAGGAGCUGAGCCAGGAGAUAGUGAACGUGGAGAAGGUCCUCAAGGAGGCCGAAUUGAUGCGCCGCCAGAUCCUGGAGGUUGCUGGUCGGGAUCUAUUCAUUAUACGUGUGAAUCUUCGCAAGGCGCUGAAGGUGUACGAUCUGAUGAAUCGCCUGAGAUUGGUGGGAGGAGUAGAGGUACCUCGUUAUCUGUUGGCCGAGGUGUAUAUACCAUCGUCCGAUGUUCCCGAAGUGGAGGCAAUCCUACGAAGUGCCUCUCGAAUAAGUGGUGGUGAGGAUAUUAAUGAUUCAUCCGAUGAAGACGAGAUGAAUGAUAUGAAAACAAUGCCAAAUACUACUCCCUAUCCCAUUGAAUCGGACUUCCAGCCGCUCGAGGAUAUGAGUGCUGGAGCCAUUCUGCUAAAGAAGAACAGACUGGUCAGUCAUAUGCCACCAACGUACUUUCGGCUGAACAAGUUCACCAGGGGAUUCCAGAACCUAAUAGACGCCUAUGGUAUGGCCGAUUACAAGGAGUUGAAUCCCGCUCCGUACACCAUCAUCACAUUUCCCUUCCUGUUUGCCGUUAUGUUUGGCGACCUGGGUCAUGGAAUUCUGCUAAUUUUGUUCUCCUCGCUCAUGAUUUGGAAGCACAGGGAGAUCGAAAGGUAUCAGAUUAACGCGACCUCGGAGAACGAGAUCCUGAAUAUCCUUUAUGCGGGACGCUACAUAAUCUUACUGAUGGGUGUAUUUUCCGUCUACAUGGGCCUAGUCUACAACAUAGUCAUGGCCAAGGGCUUCAAUCUUUUCGGUUCGAGCUGGAGUUGUCGAUACAAUGAGACCACUGUGUAUGAUCCCGCUUUUCAUGUGACCCUGGACUCUUCGCAUCCUCACUUCUACUCGGGCCAUCCGUAUCCAUUGGGAAUGGAUCCAGUGUGGGCCGUCUGCGGCCAGGACUCGAUAACCACGACCAAUUCGUUGAAGAUGAAGAUGGCCAUUGUCCUGGGCAUAUCACAAAUGAUGUUUGGACUGGGCCUGGCUGCCGCUAAUUGUGUGCUGAUGAAGCGAAAAGCAGAUCUCAUUCUGGUCGUUAUUCCGCAGAUGAUCUUCAUGCUGUGCCUCUUCGGCUACCUCGUCUUCCUGAUCUUCUACAAGUGGAUGUCCUACGGAGGCCAUAAGCCGGCGCCCUACAAUGCUGCGUGUGCUCCCUCCGUUCUGAUCACCUUCAUCAACAUGAUGCUGAUGAAAAAGGAAGAACCGGUGGAGAACUGCCUGGAUUAUAUGUAUCCUAAUGAGCGAAUGAUAGAGUUCGCCCUGGUGGGGAUAGCCUUUUCUACGAUACCCAUUUUAUUGGCCGGCAAGCCAAUAUAUCUCAUGCGGCGUCGCAGAAAGAUGGAACAGGAACGGGAACGGGAUUUUAAGAGGAUGCGCCGCCAGACGAUCGCGGAAAUGCGAUCCACGAUGAGGUACACGGAUGACGAUAACAGUGAGACCAGCAGGCAGAAGAGCGUUGACAACGAGGAGGAGCACGAGAUGUCGGAGAUUUGGAUUCACUCUGGAAUCCACACGAUCGAAACGGUCCUGGGCUCGGUAUCGCAUACGGCCUCCUACCUUCGAUUGUGGGCCCUCUCGUUGGCGCACGAUCAGCUGUCCGAUGUCCUGUGGCACAUGGUACUGACCAAGGGAUUCGCCAACACUCUGCCAUUGUACUAUGGUGUGCCCGUGCUCAUGGCCACUUUCUUCGCCUGGGCCAUUCUCACAGUGGCCAUACUGGUGAUGAUGGAGGGAUUGAGCGCCUUCCUGCACACUCUGCGGCUCCACUGGGUGGAGUUCCAGUCGAAGUUCUUUGGCGGAGCGGGCGAGUCGUUCAAGGCAUUCAGUUUCCCGCCGUCAAACCAGAGGAGUUAGUUCUAUUUCGUACAGUUUACAAAUAAAAUUUAUGGUUUGAGCUUUUUAGCUAUUAUUUAUA
Drosophila mauritiana is the source of this 2843-nucleotide messenger RNA. It is a transcript of the gene Vha100-3, whose product is annotated as V-type proton ATPase 116 kDa subunit a. Gene Ontology annotation, cellular component: vacuolar proton-transporting V-type ATPase complex; plasma membrane; vacuolar proton-transporting V-type ATPase, V0 domain. Gene Ontology annotation, biological process: vacuolar acidification; proton transmembrane transport. The transcript has a single exon. Gene Ontology annotation, molecular function: proton-transporting ATPase activity, rotational mechanism; ATPase binding. Bases 68 to 2782 code for a protein of 904 amino acids. The record is from RefSeq and is a predicted model, not a curated record. NCBI's taxonomy places the organism in Eukaryota, Metazoa, Arthropoda, Insecta, Diptera, Drosophilidae.